Molecule: messenger RNA, 4794 nt
Organism: Nerophis lumbriciformis (worm pipefish)
Lineage: Eukaryota; Metazoa; Chordata; Actinopteri; Syngnathiformes; Syngnathidae
Gene: dcp1a
Product: decapping mRNA 1A
Biological process (GO): deadenylation-dependent decapping of nuclear-transcribed mRNA; deadenylation-independent decapping of nuclear-transcribed mRNA; positive regulation of catalytic activity
Cellular component (GO): P-body
Molecular function (GO): enzyme activator activity; mRNA binding
Source: RefSeq, a predicted model, not a curated record
GCAAGCUGCGGACAUCCGGUUUAGAGCGGAAGUGAAAGAUGCCCCUUUGAAGUGCCUCCGUGCGGGAGCAAGCCGCAGACAUGAAGAUGGCGGGUGCCGGACACAUGAUGAGUUUGGCCGCCCUGCAGAGACAAGAUCCUUACAUCAACAAACUGCUCGAUCUCACCGGACAGGUGGCGCUUUAUAACUUCAACUCCACAACCAACCAGUGGGAGAAGACAGAAAUUGAGGGGACACUGUUUGUGUAUACAAGGUCUGCUUCUCCGCACCAUGGCUUCACCAUCAUGAACCGCCUGAGUGCUGACAACCUGGUAGAACCCAUCAACAAAGACCUGGAGUUCCAGCUGCAGGACCCUUUCCUGCUCUACAAAAACGCCAACAUGGGCAUCUACAGUAUUUGGUUCUACGACAAGAGGGACUGCCAUCGCAUCGCUCAGCUGAUGGUCCAGAUUGUCAAACUUGAAGCCGACCACGCACACAGACAAUCCCCAGUGAAGGCGAAGCCCAGGCCGACCAAUGGUGUAGCAGAAGCGCGACCCAUGGGAAUCCUGGAGCUGCUGAGCAAAGCCAAGGAGGAAUACCAGAGGGCGCAGUCAUGUGACGCUGAUGCACCUACAGACCUGAAUGCCACGGCAACUUCAGCUUCAGACCACACCUCCCAGCAGUCUGAUAAGAAGACUCAUAUGAUGGUGAAGCAGAUUACAGUGGAGGAGCUUUUUGGCUCGUCCAUCCUUAAGGACCCCCCUCUGCCCGCCAUGACCACUAAAAAUGCCACGCCUGCUUCCAGUGACCCCUCAGCUACUUACCCCCAGAACCAACCCUACCCCCCUGCGGCACACCAGAACCCUCUCCGUGGUCCCCACGUGGCCGCCCAGGAUCUUGGGCCACAGCAGGUGCACCAAGGCCACGGCCUGCUGCCGGCCCCUUACGCAAUACAUCACAACCCUGUUUUCCAAUCGGCGGUCCCCAGGCCCGACCCCCAGUCCAUCUGUUCGCUUUCUCCUCUCAUGGUGCCUCCAGAGGCUCGAACUACUCCCGCUGGGCCUGCAGCUCCCCGGGCUUAUAUGGAGCAGGAUAUUCUCAACUCGCUCAAAACGUCAUCGCAGUCGCUCAAUGUGGAAAUCCACAAGCCUGUGCUGGCGCCCAAUUUCCUGCCAAGCACUCUGGUGCCACCUCACAGCUUCCAAGAACAUCCAGCGGUCCUCCAACUCACACAAGACCGGGAUGUUCUUUCGAAGCCCCCAAACCUGAUCAAACCUGUUUCAGCUAUUCCUAUGAGUCCCGGUCUUGCCAUUCCCAGGCCGGACUCCUCCGUGCUGCUCUCCCCCAGCGCCUUCCAGCAGUCUCUCAGCAAGGUGGCAGCUGCAGCUGUGGUCCCUGCAUCCCCUUCGGAACACCUGGGCACCUCUGUAGGGUCUGUGGAGCCUCCGCAGCACCCCUGCAGCAAAGUUCAGCUGCAAGAGACACUCAUACACCUCAUCAAGAACGACUCAGCCUUCCUGGGAACCAUUCACGAUGCCUACCUGCAGAACCUGUCCAAGGACUUGAGCGCCAUGAAGCUCUGAUGGUCUUCAACAAGCAGGUGUUUAUGGGAGAUCUGGACCCUUCCCUUCACUUCUUUCUUGUUGAUGUCUUCAAAGGACAGGAUGACUCUUUUCCUUUCCCACUUGUACCUUUGACCUCACCUGCUGGACUAAUUGGCCCUUAGGCUGCUGGACUCACUGGCCCCUUGGCUGCUGGCUUCUCUAGAAGUUCUUCAAGAAGGAAGCAUUUUUUCUCUCUUGCUUUUCAAAUGAGGACCUUUGAUGAAACCUUUUUUAAGCUUGCCUUCACACAUGCCCUCUAUUUCAUAAGAAUACUAGUACAACACUGCAGUAUUUGCCCGUAAUGAUAGUACAACGCUGCAGUAUUUGCAGCUAAUGAUAGUACAACACUGCAGUAUUUGCCCCUAAUGAUAGUACAAUGCUGGAGUAUUUGCCCCUAAUGAUAGUACAACACUGCAGUAUUUGCAGCUAAUGAUAGUACAACACUGCGGUAUUUGCAGCUAAUGAUAGUACAACACCGCAGUAUUUGCACCUAAUGAUAGUACAACGCUGCAGUAUUUGCACCUAAUGAUAGUACAAUGCUGCAGUAUUUGCCCCAAUGAUAGUACAACACUGCAGUAUUUGCUUAUAAUGAUAUUACAACACUGCAGUAUUUGCACCUAAUGAUAGUACAACACUGCAGUAUUUGCACAUAAUGAUAGUACAACACUGCAGUUUUUGCACCUAAUGAUAGUACAACACUGCAGUAUUUGCACAUAAUGAUAGUACAACACUGCAGUUUUUGCACCUAAUGAUAGUACAACACUGCAGUAUUUUCAUUUAAUGAUAGUACAGCACUGCAGUAUUUGCAGCUAAUGAUAGUACAACACUGCAGUAUUUGCAGCUAAUGAUAGUACAACACUGCAGUAUUUGCAGCUAAUGAUAGUACAACACUGCAGUAUUUGCAGUUAAUGAUAGUACAACACUGCAGUAAUUACCCCUAAUGAUAGUACAACACUGCAGUAUUUGCCGCUAAUGAUAUUACAACACUGCAGUAUUUGCAGCUAAUGAUAGUACAACACUGCAGUAUUUGCAGCUAAUGAUAGUACAACACUGCAGUAUUUGCAGUUAAUGAUAGUACAACACUGCAGUAAUUGCCCCUAAUGUUAGUACAACACUGCAGUAUUUGCCGCUAAUUAUAGUACAACACUGCAGUAUUUGCCGCUAAUGAUAGUACAACACUGCAGUAUUUGCACCUAAUGAUAGUACAACACUGCAGUAUUUGCACCUAAUGAUAGUACAACACUGCAGUAUUUGCACCUAUUGAUAGUACAACACUGCAGUAUGUGCACCUAAUGAUAGUACAACACUGCAGUAUUUGCAGCUAAUGAUAGUACAACACUGCAGUAUUUGCAGCUAAUGAUAGUACAACACUGCAGUAUUUGCAGUUAAUGAUAGUACAACACUGCAGUAAUUGCCCCUAAUGAUAGUACAACACUGCAGUAUUUGCCGCUAAUGAUAUUACAACACUGCAGUAUUUGCAGCUAAUGAUAGUACAACACUGCAGUAUUUGCAGCUAAUGAUAGUACAACACUGCAGUAUUUGCAGUUAAUGAUAGUACAACACUGCAGUAAUUGCCCCUAAUGUUAGUACAACACUGCAGUAUUUGCCGCUAAUUAUAGUACAACACUGCAGUAUUUGCCGCUAAUGAUAGUACAACACUGCAGUAUUUGCACCUAAUGAUAGUACAACACUGCAGUAUUUGCACCUAAUGAUAGUACAACACUGCAGUAUUUGCACCUAUUGAUAGUACAACACUGCAGUAUGUGCACCUAAUGAUAGUACAACACUGCAGUAUGUGCACCUAAUGAUAGUACAACACUGCAGUAUUUGCCCCUAAUGAUAGUACAACACUGCAGUAUUUGCAGCUAAUGAUAGUACAAUACUGCAGUAUUUGCAGCUAAUGAUAUUACAACACUGCAGUAUUUGCAGCUAAUGAUAGUACAACACUGCAGUAUUUGCACCUAAUGAUAGUACAACACUGCAGUAUUUGCACCUAAUGAUAGUACAACACUGCAGUAUGUGCACCUAAUGAUAGUACAACACUGCAGUAUUUGCACCUAAUGAUAGUACAAUGCUGCAGUAUUUGCCCCUAAUGAUAGUACAACACUGCAGUAUUUGCCUAUAAUGAUAGUACAACACUGCAGUAUUUGCACCUAAUGAUAGUACAACACAGCAGUAUUUGCAGCUAAUGAUAGUACAACACUGCAGUAUUUGCAGCUAAUGAUAGUACAACACUGCAGUAUUUGCAGUUAAUGAUAGUACAACACUGCAGUAAUUGCCCCUAAUGAUAGUACAACACUGCAGUAUUUGCCGCUAAUGAUACUACAACACUGCAGCAUUUGCAGCUAAUGAUAGUACAACACUGCAGUAUUUGCCACUAAUGAUAUUAGAUUACUGCAGUAUUUGCAGCUAAUGAUACUACAACACUGCAGUAUUUGCAGCUAAUGAUAGUACAACACUGCAGUCAAGCUGAAGUUAUAAGUUGACAAAGCAUACAAAGAUAAAACAAAACAUGUUCUAGUAGUAUUUUAUACUAAAUGAUGUAAUAUUACAUACUGAACUAUAUAAUUAUAUUAUAUAUUCCACUUUAUGAUAUUACAUACUCAACUAUAUCAUAUUUUUAUAUAUUUCACUAUAUAUUAUAUAUUCCACUAUAUAUUAUUUUAUAUUCCACUAUAUAAUGAUAAUAUAUAUAUAUAUAUAUAUAUUCCACUAUAUAAUAAUAUUUCUAUAUUUCACUAUAUAAUAUUAUAUAUUCCACUAUAUAAUGAUAAUAAUAUAUAGAUAUAUUCCACUAUAUAAUGAUAAUAAUACAUAUAUAUAUCCCACUAUAUAAUGACAAUAAUACAUAUAUAUAUAUAUAUAUUCCACUAUAUAAUGAUGAUAAUAUAUAAUAUUAUAUAUAUAUAUAUACUGCAGGUGUACCUAAUUCACAACUCCUCCAACACGAACAUUAUUGUUUUUGCACUUUUUGGCUUCUUAUUAAAUAACUUUUGUAACCUAUUUUUAUGGGCUUUCCUCUUUGUGAUGUUAAGUUCCUGUUAUGUGCUGUUAUACAGUAUAUGCCUUGAGCUCUUAUUUUGAAGGCGCUAAGAGCGGAAGUGAUGUCACGUUGCGGAGGUUUUUGAAAGAAGGUAAAUAAAGUGGUCCUCGUGUAAACUGGAGCCUCCGUGUUUGUUAUUUUGUAGUUUCAUACAGUAUAGGCGAC